AUGUCUUUACGAUCAGGUAGACAGUUAUCCCCUUCAGCAGCUACUGCGCCAGUUAUCAGUAAACAACGCAGAGAUUCUGCUAACACCAAGAAGAAAUCGUUGAGAAAAAAUAAUCGAGGCCGACAACCUACCCCAGAACCAGACGCCACUAACUUAGCAGAUAAUAUAAGAUCGGAAGUAGACACCACUAACUUGGCAGAUAAUACAAGAUCUAAAGAAUUCACAUCUAGUUUUCCAUCUCUCAAUAUUGACAAUAUGGAGCAAGAACUUGACAAAUGGACCGUUGUUGACCUUCGAAAAGAACUGGCAGAACGGAAGAAGAAUGCUUCUCGACACAAGAAUCAGGUGCCCACUGAAAUCAAUAACCUGGUGCAGCUCAUACGAUUGGAUCAUGAGAAGCGAAUGCUGAUGGCAGCAUUAAUUGGGGGUAUCAGUGAGACAAUGGUGUGGGAACUUACAAACGUUGGUCCAACAAGCGGGAAGUCAUCUUGCUGGACUCGCUUUCUGUCCUUUGGAAAGAAACCUUUGGCGAUUGAAAUGCCUCAUCGAAACAAUAAGGCGGGUUGGGCUAAACGAAACACGGACAUCCGUGACAUUUGGGACAACAUGACCAACGACGAGAAGAUGGUCUUCAGAACACCUUACUUUUUUGCACUGGCUAAACUUCCCGACUUGUCAUCACCCAGUGUAGCGGUAGAAGUAGGAGAUGUCGACCAGGAAAUCAAUGAGGAAGACAUAUCAGCUCAAGUCACUUCCCCUCACGUUAAUCAGCUGUCAGAAGAAGAAGAGCUCCUGUAUCGACCAAUCUUCGAUGAACUAGUGGAUGUCGAAAAAGUUCACUUUAACCACGGAAAGCCAGAAAAAAAUGUUUCAGUGGCCAGCCUUCAGCUUAAAUCAUUAGCUGCCUUUCGAGUUGCUCAUCAUAAUUUUGCAAUUGUAUGUCAGCGCUUUCAUAUUCACUACUACCUUACUGCACUCAGCUGCGAUAUUAGCGAUGGUUGGAAUGAAGUGUACUCAACGAACAAGACCUUUUCAGAAUGGGCCGACGAGAAGAUGGAAUUCAGUACAAAGUUUAAGUACUAUGUCCAUGGCAAAGUGGUGGCCAGCGAGAUCGAGAAGAAGGCUGCUCCACCUGUGGACGCACGAAGAGCCGAACUGACAAAGGCGUUGAACCAUUUGAUGCAAACCAGAUCCCGCAGGUGUCAUCAAAGCUCGAGGAUGGCCUAUUCGCCUGGUACAAACUCAACCCGGUAG
Melampsora larici-populina 98AG31 is the source of this 1254-nucleotide messenger RNA. RefSeq lists its product as uncharacterized. NCBI's taxonomy places the organism in Eukaryota, Fungi, Basidiomycota, Pucciniomycetes, Pucciniales, Melampsoraceae. The coding region runs from base 1 to 1254 and encodes 417 amino acids. The record is from RefSeq and is a predicted model, not a curated record. The transcript has 5 exons.